AUGCAUUUUGGAGGAGAGAGAGUGUCUGGCGAUUCAGGGGAGAAUGGAGCUAUGGUUGUGGAGGAUGACGAUGGUGGAGCUCGGGAGUCUCUGGAUCGUGGUCCAGAUGGUCCUCCACAGGAUGAAAGGCAAAAGGAUGCAGGCCAGCGACGUACAUAUGCAAAAGCCUUGGGUUUUUCAUCUUGGCCUGCCAUUGACACUCUCCCAGAGCCGAUUCAGGUAGGGAGUAAAAGACGAGUAAUGAUCCCGCAGAGAGACUAUGAAUUGAAGAGACAAAAUUUUCGUUUUGCCUUAAUCGGUAGGGUUAACUUCCGAUUGAUCUCUUUGGAUGGUUUGAGAGCGGAGGCUCGGGAAAAAUGGAACCUCAGUCAAGGGGUGCUUAUGCAUCCCUUGGGAAAAGGUUAUGUAAUUUUUCAAUUUCAGUGCGAGGGCGACAAGGCAGCGGUGUGGCGAAGGUCUCCCCUUAGGAUUGGUGAUCAGGUCAUUCGAUUUCAACAUUGGAAACCUGAUUUUAAUAUUCACGAGAAGCAACUUCUCACAAAGCUUGUAUGGAUACGGUUUCCUGAUCUCCCGCUUGAAUACUGGCACGAAAAUGUGUUAUUGUCUAUAGCAAAGGCAGUAGGGCGCCCUGUGUCCCUAGACAGACGAACAAGACAAGGCAUUCUUGGCUUCUUUGCGAGAGUGCUGGUGGAGGUUGAUAUCUCUGACUUGGCAGAGAGGGUGGAGGAAGUACAGGUGGAAAGAUUAGAACCAGGUACAUCUCAGGUGUAUGGUUUCUGUCAAAAGGUGGUGUAUGAAGAUAAUGUGGAGCGUUGUGGAUACUGUAAACGAGUCGGACAUUUGAUUUCCAAGUGUAGGCUGAAAAGAUUGGAUGAUGAAAAGCAAUGUGCGGCUGAUAAAUUAGCAAAGGUUCCAGGGGCGGUAUAUGUUGAAGAUGGAGUCAACUCAGGAAAGGAGUCCAACGGAGAUGAAAAUUAUGGAAUUAAGGAAGGCUUUGUGUCAGGGACGGUUAUAGAAUUAGAGUCUGAUUCUAAUCCUAUAAAUCAGGAAGGAGAGAUUUCUAAUAUUCUACCUAAGGAAGGAGAGGUAUUUCGAAUGGAUGAGGGAUCGGAUGUUGACUCUGAUCCAAACCCAACUGAGAACCCGCUCCAUGGAGUUCCUGGUGAUCCGCCAGUGGAUCCAUUGGGGGGGAACGAACCCAGAAUGGGGCUUACUCCUGUGGGCGAGGUUGCUGUUCCGGAGGGGAGGUAUCCUUCUCGUUAUAGAAGGCUCGGUGGGGGUCAAGGACCGGGACGUGGUGUUGCCAUGGCCAGUGCUAUGCAGCCAGUUGUUGAAGACCCUGGUGAGGAUCAUGUGGUUUCUUCUUUUCCCAGGGUGGAAUGUUCAAGGGGAACAGUCUCUAUUGUGCAUUCAGAAAUUAUAAGAAUGGAUACGGUGGCAGUGGCUCGGGAGAAGGAGGCCGGAGGUAUGCUUGAGGGUGGAAAGCAAAGAAAGAAAACAGGUAGUCAGGCUAAAAAGUCUGAUAAAAAUCAAUUCUCUAAGAAGCAAUUGUGGUUAGAUUUGGAGUUGCCGAUAUCAGCUUUGGUUCCGUGGUCUGUGAUGGGGGAUUUCAAUGCAACCCUGUUCUCGCAUGAGAAAAGAGGUCCUGGUAAGUUUAAUCUUGGAUCAGCUGCUGAAUUCCAGGCAAUGGUUGAUGCGUGUGAAUUGCUUUCUAUCCCUUCUCAGGGAAAGAAAUUCACUUGGACUAAUAAUCGUCGAAGGGGUCAUGCAGUUGCAGUGUUGGAUCGGAGUUUUUGUAAUGGGAAGUGGAUAGAUGUGUUUAGAAAUGUGAAGCAGCGUGUUUUGUUGUCUUCGGUAUCAGAUCAUGCCCCUUUAAUUGUUGUCUCUGAUGAUGUUCAAAGACCUACAAAUAUCCCCUUUAGAUUCCAUAGCUUUUGGAUGGAAAAUGAUCAAUUUAUCUCUGUGGUUGAGGAAGCUUGGAAAACUUCGAUAGGGGGUAAUCCAAUUUUCGUUCUGGCACAAAAAUUAAAGCAGGUCAAGGAGAAUUUAAAGGUUUGGGCGAGGGCCAAUUUUCCUAACCUGAAUGAUGAGGUCGAUAAAGCAAAGCUGGAAUUAAAGAAGGUUCAAGAUAUGAUAGAGGUGGCUGGGAUGAAUGAUGAAUUAUUUAACAGAGAGGCAGAUGCAAAAACAGUAUUAUUGAAGGCCAACCAAAUGUACGAGAAGUUGUGGGCUGAAAAAGCUAAACUGAGAUGGAUGAAAAAUGGAUAUUGUAACUCGAAGAUUUUUCAUCUCUCCGUGAAGCUUAGGAGGUUGAAAAAUCAGAUCACCUCCCUAAAAAAGGAAGAUGGAACUUGGGUUUCAGACCAACAGGGAAUAUCGUUAUAUGUCGCUGAUUUUUUUGAGAAAUUUCAUGAGGCUGAUGAAAUCACGGUUCAUAAUGACCUUCUUGAUAAUAUUCCCAGAGUGUUGGAGGAGGAGGACGUGGCAGGAUUGGAGAUUGUCCCGAGUGGGGACGAAAUAAAACAAGCUGUUUGGGAUUUAGAUCCUGUAAGCUCUCCAGGUCCUGAUGGGUUCCCAGGUAGUUUCUUCAGGCGAUGUUGGACUAUUGUUGAGGGUGAUUUUUGCAGGGCAGUGAAAAAAUUCUUUGAGGAAGGGCGGCUUCCUAAAGGAAUAAAUAACUGCUUUAUUUCCUUGAUCCCCAAAGUUGAGGGGGCGGCCUCUCUAGAUAGGUUUCGACCUAUAUGUAUGGGGAAUUUUUAUUGCAAAGUGAUAUCAAAAAUUCUAUCUUCAAGAUUACUUGUUGUUUUGCCUAAAUUGAUUUCGGAAGAGCAAGGCGCUUUCCAGCAGGGUAAAAUAAUUUCAGCAAAUAUCAGCCUCGCCUCAGAACUGUCAAAUUUGAUGCAUUCUUCAGUUAGGGGUGGUGGAAUGGGUCUGAAGCUCGAUGUUCAAAAGGCAGUAUCAAUUUUGGUGAACGGUGGCCCGGUGGGGUUCUUUGGGGUUGGUAGAGGUCUCCGACAAGGAGAUCCUUUGUCUCCCUUUCUAUUUAUUCUGGCAGAAGAGGUUCUCUGUAGAGGUCUUAGAAGCAUGGUUCAGAAUGGUUUGAUAAAGUCUCUUCCUGGGCCUUGA
This is a messenger RNA of Macadamia integrifolia, 3126 nucleotides long. RefSeq lists its product as uncharacterized. The transcript has 4 exons. Lineage: Eukaryota; Viridiplantae; Streptophyta; Magnoliopsida; Proteales; Proteaceae. The record is from RefSeq and is a predicted model, not a curated record. Bases 1 to 3126 code for a protein of 1041 amino acids.